AUGGCAAGAUUCUCUCAACCAGCCUUUGACUUUUACCACCAGACUCCCUCUGCCCUGGACCAAAAACCACAAUCAGCAUCAUCAUACCCAGAAGACGACGACAUGAGCGUAUUAGACGACAAGAUCCUUGACUCCACCUCCCCCGACCUCACAUCAGUUGCCGACCACCGAAGGCAUUCAUAUGAGCAUGGGCCGGAGGCCUACCAACAUCGAGAUUCAGUCUGGUCCGAUUUCUCCCAAUCAGUCUCCAGCAACCAGUCUCGUCACAGCUCACACGUCGCCCACCCAUUCUUUGAAUCUCCCCAUGCUCCCUACAUGAGAAUGGAUAACGGUCUACCCUACGGUCAAGCACAGCCGUGGACUAUGACGAAAGACUCCGGUUCAUGUACCCCUUCUGCCAUGUAUGACCACUACUCUACCGACAUGGACAACACUUCGGUCGCGCCCUUUGCCGGCGGUGCUGUCGGUCCGGUAAAUACUGUCAAUAUGCCCUCCAUGUCAUAUCGCCAGCAUAUCCCUUUCGCGCCACCCGGCGCUGUUGCCAUGUCGCCGCAAUCAAGUCAAGGUUGGAUGCCCGCCUCGACCGAUAUGCCCGAUCCUGGAUCGCGACCGAAGAACAGCCCUACCUACCGGAAUAGCUCCCCUCUGAGCGUCCGUCGGGACGGCAUUCGGAAGAAGAACGCCCGUUUUGAGAUUCCUGCCGAGCGCACUCUGAGCAAUAUCGACACACUCAUCAGCCAAUCUACCAAUGAGGAUGAGAUCAAGGAGUUGAAGCAGCAGAAGCGCUUGCUUAGGAAUCGUCAGGCUGCUCUUGAUUCUCGGCAGCGCAAAAAGCAGCACACCGAGAAGCUUGAAGAAGAGAAGAAGCGCCAUAUGCUCGAAAUCAGUGAGCUUGAGGAUGCGCUGCAGAGUCUGCGACUGCGGGAACAGGAGCACGCUCGCGAGAAGAACGAAUGGCUCACCAUCCAGCAAGAAAUGGUUCAGUACAUCAACAGCCAACAGGUGGAGAAGGAUGAACUGAUUCGAGUUCAUACUCUGGAGACCGCGGAACUUCGAAAGAAGAACAACAUUCUGAAGGAGACGGUGGAGAAGCUGGAGCGCCACGCAAGAUCGAAUGUCACCAACGACUUCGGCGACUUUGAGAAUCUGACCAUGGAGAGCAGUCCCUGGGAAGAUUUCACCAUGGUCAACGGUCUCUCCCUCGAUACCGAGCCCGUAGCCCCUCAGCCAUCGCAAGCUAUGGUGGUCGCUACGAGCGACAAGGCCGAAAAGGCUGCAAAUGCCGACUAUCCAUUUAGCUGGAACGCAUUUUACAUGUGUCUCCUUUUCGGCGCCUUCAUCGCGUCCAACAGCACGUCGCUACCCGCCCGCUCCCUUCCCCGUCUUUCGGAGGAAUAUCGCGCGGAGUCUGCCAACGUCCUGAAGGCUGUUCUGUCUUCGUCCCCGCCAGAGCUUGCGCACUCAUCGGCAAACCAUCCUGCAGUUUCUGCGUCGGCUGGUCCCCUUCCUACCACCAUCACCGGUGCCGAGAUGGCUCAGAUGACUGGGGCCGCGCCAACGUCUAACCUUGACGAGCUCCACAACACUCUCGCGAUGCCGACCAAAGAGCAGGAGCAAGAACAAGUCUUUGCCCUCAACGCUGAGCAGUACAACUCUCUGACCACCUUUGAUGAAACUGGCGCCGGCUACAAGUCGCAGCAACCCUCCAACCUUCAGCAGGCAUUGGCCGCAAUGCGAGGUAACGCUGCACGGGCCAGGAUGCCUCACAAGGCUACCUCCGAUGUGUAUUCCCGGUCGCUUAUGUGGGACCGCGUUCCCGAAAAGGUGAUUCGUGACUUUCAACGCAUGGUUUCGGAGUACGGCGCUUCCCCCGCCAGAGAGGAAAACCCAGGAUUCAACCAAGCCUGA
This is a messenger RNA of Aspergillus calidoustus, 1908 nucleotides long. NCBI's taxonomy places the organism in Eukaryota, Fungi, Ascomycota, Eurotiomycetes, Eurotiales, Aspergillaceae. The record is from the annotation of a GenBank genome assembly.